Sphaeramia orbicularis (orbiculate cardinalfish) is the source of this 4840-nucleotide messenger RNA. RefSeq names its product mucin-5AC-like. The coding region runs from base 435 to 2885 and encodes 816 amino acids. The record is from RefSeq and is a predicted model, not a curated record. Lineage: Eukaryota; Metazoa; Chordata; Actinopteri; Kurtiformes; Apogonidae. The transcript is spliced from 6 exons.
CUCGGGUGAGCGCCAUGCUGCCCCCUCAGGCCUCUGGAGCUGUAUUUGAGCAUGACCGCGACUUAUCGCACUGCUCCCAGUCGACCAUUGCCUUUCUGAAGUCACAACCUAGGCUAUAGCAUGUCACCUCAUCUGAACCCCUUCCAGGAUUUGUGCCGCCUGAAGCACAAGUUUGUGUCGGUCGCCCCAGUGAAACCUGAAACACAUGUUGGUCAGCGAUCGCAACACACAACUAAACCCUGGGGAACUCAGUGAAAUAUUUUCUUAAACUGAAACCAUCCUGAAUUCAACCCUGCUGACAAGACCCGAACCGGGACCAGGCUCAGGACCAGAACCAGGACAGUUUGUCAUGUGUGGACAUUAAAACACACAGUGGAAACAUCAGAGUCUCUUCCAGCAGAUUGAAAAACACAAAUCAGACAACCAGCAGUGAGAUGGAUGGAGGAGGAGGAGGAGGAGGAGGAGGGAAGGAGUCCUUCCUCAGCGCUCACCGCUGUCCUGAAGUCGACCUGCUGCCACAUCAUCCCUCCGCCACUCAUAUCCCCCCACUAUCUUCACUAGUUCCUACUGGGACCAAAGAGGUGGAUGGACCUGACUUAACCUGCACAGGUGAACCAGAGGGAGGAGGUUACCUGGAUGUGUGUUCUGACCGACAGGAGGAUGGAGAAGUGGAGGAGGACGAGGAGAGCAUCAGCGACUGGUCUGAGGAGGACCUGUCCCUCCACUUCUCUCCCUCUGUCAUCCACCCAUCUGAGGACGAUGAAUCCGACCCUGAGAGUGGCUUUGAAUGUGUCGACAUCGCUAUGGAUAUGGAGGCUAAAGGUCAGGAGAGGGAGGGGCUGAGGAUGGUUCCAAAGCGUCAGAUCCAACUGAAGAAACGCCUUGCCGAUGAGAACCUGAACCAGGAGGUCCAACCAGUUCAGGUCAAUAUGACAGCGAAGGCCAGUGCCAAUGAAGUUCGGCCCCGGCACGAAUUGCUGCUACGACAACACAGCAUGCCCAGUGAGGUCUAUGGCAAUGGGGUCUACAAGGGCCUGAUUGCUGCGUCCAGUCCUGAACCCGGACCCAACCGGACUCAGUUCUACAGGGGCCUGAUUGCAGGAGCCAGUCAAGGCAUUCAAAAGAAUAUUGAUCAUACCUGUGCACCAAGACGACUUCAGAAGUCCAUCUCCUUGGAUGAAACUAAAACUAAGAUGGCAUCAUGCAUCAUAAAGAACAUCCUCUCUAAGAAGAUGCAGGUGGAGCAGAGUACUUCCAUUGGUGCAGAGAACCACAACACCUCCAAAUGCUACGCCGCAGAUAGAAAAAAUUCCACCUCUGAUGUUAAAACCUCCACCUCGGACAGAAAAAGCUCCAUCUCUGACAUUAAAACCUCCACCUCGGACAGAAAAAGCUCCAUCUCUGACAUUAAAACAUACACCUCGGACAGAAAAACCUCCAUCUCGGACAUUAAAACUCCCACCUUGGACAGAAAAACCUCCAUCUCGGACAUUAAAACUUCCACCUCAAAUAGAAAAAAUUCCACCUCUGAUCUUAAAACGUCCACCUCAGAUAGAAAAACCUCCAUCUCUGACAUUAACACCUCCACCUCAGACAGAAAGGCCUCCAUCUCUGACAUUAAAACUUCCACCUCAGAUAGAAAAACCUCCAUCUCUGACAUUAAAACCUCCACCUCAGAUAGAAAGGCCUCCACCUCUGAAGUAAAAACCCCAAUCUCUGACAGUAAAACCUCCAACUCUAAUGUUAAAACCUCCAGAAACACCUCUAAAUCUGACAUAAAAACAUCCAUUUCUGCUGUAAAAACCUGUCAGGAGGACCAAGUCUUACAGAAGAAUAACAUACCUGUGGUUGGUGGUUCAUUUAAGGCUCUUGGCGAAGCUGGUGGUGCAUGUAAGGCCCCGGUUCACAUGGUGCGGGACAUGAGGAGUCUGGUUAAAAACACUUACAGCCUGUCCUUCAGGAACUCAGUGCCUCCACCUGACACCACCAGCCUUCACAAGCCAACAACUUUUAAGGUAAUUGGUCAAGAGGUGAGCCCACCUCCCACCUACCAGCAGGCUGUUGAAGUUAAAGGUCAGAACAAAUCCCCAGCAUCCUCUAGAGGAUAUGUAGCCAAAGUGGCUGCAUCCCUCAGUCAGUCAGAAAGACCCUCUGAUCCUCCCUUCAGUCCUCGCCCUCCACCACCCACUGCCCAGGAACAGAGCUCCUCUCUGGGCUUCUCUGCUCAGUCAACCCCCCGAACCUGGAGCCUCAGGUGCAGCCGGAGCUCACCAGGUCCCACCUCCUGCCAGGUGAAUGGGUACAAAGGUCUGAUCAGAUGCAGUUCACCUCUAGAAAGACCUUCAGGACCCCCAGAGACCAGAGCUAAUUCAGUACCAAUAGAAACUAAAACCAGUUCAGAUCAUCUACCAACUCAGCAGGUUCUCUGUGGUGUACCUGCCUUCUUACCUGCACCAGGAGGUGGAGACUUCGUUAUUGAUGUCCUUGGAUCUUCUAUGGCUGUUCCUGUUCCUGGCCAUACACCGUGUCACAUGAUGGUCGAUCCGAAUAGUGGGCGGUGCUUCUAUAUAGACACACCCCCACAGCCACAGAGGAAGAUGCUGCUUGAUCCAGAAACAGGCCAAUAUGUCCAGGUGUUCCUCCCUCCUCUAAGCUCUGCCCCUAACGCCAGUGUACUGCAGGUACACUGUGCUAAUCCCACACCCACCUUCCUGCCAGUGACUAACCCCACCCCUGCCCUCCUGUCAGUACCUAACCCUGCCCCCACCUUCCUGUCAGUGAUGCCAGUGCCACCAGCACUAGCUGUGCCCUCAUUGUAUGCCCCGCACUGUCUACCCUUCAUCCUGCACACGCCUGCAGUGAACUACACACCUUCAGCACCGUAGCAUCAUCAGGGAAGGACGUGACCACUUGUGACUACACUUGGACUGUUUAACAGGUACCUUUGUCUAUUUUGUCCCUCAUAAUUUCUAAUGGCUGUCACUUGUCUGGGAUUUGGAGCAUGGACAAAAAAGUUAGGACCCAGAACUCUGUCAGGAACGAUGCAGUAUUUGAUGCCACACUAAUAAUACCCUUAAAACAAUCACUGUCCACACAAAUAUUUUAGCAAUGUUUCAGUAAUAAUCUCUGAAUGUUGUAAUAUGCCUGAAUUACAUAUCAUACAAUCAAGGGCUUCCAACCAAUAUGUUCACACAACCAGCACUGAACCAGUCAAAGCUUUGUGCCCAAACUGGUUCAAAACCUGGAGUGGUUUCAGGCUGCAAUAGCAAACUGUAUGUUUUCUCUUUUCUCCUGAACAAAACCUGAGUUAAUUCAGUGGAAAAGGCCCAAACCCAGGACUGUAUCAUCCUGGACUUUACUUCUCCAGGUUGGUUGGUCCUGAGGCAGGGUCUCCUAGCUUUUUAGAUCCUAUGCAAAGCUUUUCAGGAAUUAAGGGCAUCCUUGUAUCAGCUCACUGAAAUAGACUUGUUUUGCCUAUCUUGUUUGGGGCACCCUAAUUAUGUGGCCAGUCCAUCUGAGCUGUGCAUUCACAAGCAGAGUGGGGAGACAGUGAAUGCUGUCCCUGCUGAGGACUUUAGCAUUGGGGUUUAUGUACCUACAGGAGCUUCAGCAGGUUCCUCAAGCAGCUCAGGUGGAGAAGGUUCAGUUUGAUUGAUGGGUGUGGGGUGGAUGUGUUGUGCACACCGAAAAUGUUUUAAUACAAUUAAUUUUAUUUAUAUUUUUAAAAUGCCAAUAAUUCUGUAAUUAUUUGCCAUUUUUUUCCUUGUAAAUAAAUAAACAAUUUUCAUUCAGCAUGAAUAUGGUACAAAUAUAGGUUACAAUCAACUGCAACCAUUACACUGUUCCUAAUGCACUCUCUAUAUACCUUAUAUAUUAUAUUUAUAUUAUGUACUACAUCCUCUCUUUCCAAUCUGCAGAAUAUGACAUGCUUAUAAUGGUUCACAUGUAAGCUCAUGUAAACUUUAGCUACAGCUUUAAGUCAACUUCCCAGUUUAUAAAGUACUUUAUCUUUUCCCACGAUUCUCUGAAUGGCUCAAAAAUGUGUAUUGAAAUGGGGGUCAGUAUUUAUGUAACUGGUCAUCUGAGUUUAGCUAUUGCUUUACAAGUGUAUGAAAUGAGAAAAGAAUGUCAAGAGCUAGUGAUAAUGAGCAUAGAGGACCACCUUUGAAAAAUGUGUGUAGUUGAGUUUUACAGCCACGAAACUUUAGAUAUUACAGUGUUUAUUGAUGUUGGUCUGCUCUUCAUUUUAAAAUGAUUUGAAAGAACAUAGUAUUUUAUUUACCAACUGCACAAAUAAAAAACAAGUGAAACAUUUGAUUCAUGCUAUAAAAUUACGUAUGUACAAAUAUUAUGAGUUUAUUGCCACCAUUUACACAUGAAGUUAAAGUCUCUUAAUAUGCAGAUGAUACUCAAUUGUAUAUGACAGAAAAUGAAGCCUCUCCUUAAUGUCCAUCACCUGUUUAUUUACAGGAUCUACAACUUUAUGUCAAGGAAUGAUGAUGUUUAUUUGCACAUGUAGUGAUAUAUAACACAUGCAGAUUUUUUUUUUUUUUUUUUUUUACACAUUUUCACAAUUUUUUUUUAGAUCCAAAAGUAUUUGGAGCUUUUUUUUGUUUCUUUUUUUUCCUCUUAUGCUUGAAUGACAAUCAGAAUGAUAAUUAUAUGUAGAACUGCUACUUCAAACUUUGCCUUGAUAAAAUCAUGCAAAAAUAAAGUUUUAUUUCUCAGUUUUACUUAUUCUCAUUACUUACUGUUUCUUUUAUUCUUUGUUGGUAAUGUAAAAUCACACCAGGACAUAUCCAGCUGCAAUUUUAACACUGAUGCAAAAUAUUUUGUCUCC